AUGUAUAAUAUAUACUUGAGAGAACAAGUUAAAAAGUUCUUUCCAAAACCUGACUUGGUCGAAGGUUUAAGAGUGUAUCGUUAUGAUCAUUGGCAUACUGCUAAUCAAAUGCUAGAGCACAACCAUGUUGGAUUGCUACUAGACAAGAUCAACAGAGGUAUGGUCGUUCCUUUUCAAGGUAAUCAAGCUAUCGAGUUGAUAUGUGAAAAGGUAACAGACUAUGACAUGUUUAUGCAAUUGUAUAACCUCAAAAGAGAUGCAUUUCUGUCACAACAUCUCGUAUCGUGUGCAAUCAAAGGUGGAAAUGUCAGAAUUGUACAGACUCUUCUUGACCGGAUCACUCCAAUGACUUUGUGUACAUACAAUGCCUAUGUUAUGGCUGUCUAUCAUGGUCGACUCGAUGUGCUAAAGUUGUUGAUUGAAAGAAAGGUUGAAUAUUGUGAUUGGGACAUAUUCCUCAACAUAGAGUAUUUGGAAUCUGGACGACGUAGGGACCUAUCUCGCUAUGGGAUCCAAUCUGACGUCAUAAUGAUUCGAGACGCCACCGAUGCCAUGGAAGCAUUCGACUUUCUCAAGAACAAUGAACAAUUCAAAUCAACAGUACCCCAUUACAUAUUUCCACGCUUGACCUCAGCCCAAGGCAACUUUGGUCCAUUGAUACUGUAUGAAGAGUUUUUGAAAAGACAUCCCCACAUGCUUGACAACAGACCCUACCUCACCAAAUACAUUCGAUUACUGCAGUCUUCAGACCGACGUUACUCUCAUUCAAAUCCUCAUUCAAGGUUUGAAUGCGUCAAACACGAGCUAUUGGAUCCAAGACUCAAUAUUCGGUAUUUACUUUUGGAUCAUGAUACAACAGAGUGGUCCAAAAAAAAAGCAUUGAUCCAAUACGGGAGAUUGGAUGAUAUGCCGGCUAUCAUUCGCAGCUUACAUACAGAGAUUGAUGGAUCAGAUAUCUUUGAAGCAGCCGUGUCUCGAAAAGAUGAAAAUGCACAUUUGGUGGUUGAACUGUUACUCAGUAGAGGAAUGAGCAUCCCCCAACCUUGGCGUCUAUGUAAGGUGGGUUCAGAUAAAACAUGGAACCUUCUCGAACCCCUCUUACCACAUGGAUCCGAAAGAGAACCACUGACCUCCUCUCCGUGGUAUGAAAAAAGUCGCAAAGAAUCAAAAGAAAAAGAAAGAAUAGCUGAUAUCAUUUGCAGAUGUAUGUCAUUGGAAUUGUUUCUCGUACAUUGCCGUCAAUACACCAAAUACACUGCAUACUCUGAAUACGAUUAUAAUUCAAAAUAUGAUCAUUUGUAUAGUGCCAUUACAAAUGGAAGCGCCCAAAGCUUGGAAUUUGUAAAGUCAAUAGUACAACAUCCAAAAUUUCCAACCAAAGAGUCAAUUUGUCUCACCAAGAUUGCAUCAUCUGGUUCGAUUCUAAUGAUUGAUUAUUUCAAGUCAUUGUAUCCAUUAUGUUAUACCGAUCGUGCACAUUCACGUGCUCUCUUGGAAAUCAGGACAAGUAGAUGUACUCAAACAUUAUAUCACCAAACAACCAGAAUUGAAACGUAUUCUUAA
Cavenderia fasciculata is the source of this 1563-nucleotide messenger RNA. RefSeq lists its product as uncharacterized. Lineage: Eukaryota; Evosea; Eumycetozoa; Acytosteliales; Cavenderiaceae. The transcript has 2 exons. Bases 1 to 1563 code for a protein of 520 amino acids. The record is from RefSeq and is a predicted model, not a curated record.